Molecule: messenger RNA, 434 nt
Organism: Dufourea novaeangliae
Lineage: Eukaryota; Metazoa; Arthropoda; Insecta; Hymenoptera; Halictidae
Exons: 6
Coding region: 1-396 (131 amino acids)
Source: RefSeq, a predicted model, not a curated record
AUGUUAUUCUUCCUUAAGUCAACUACUGCACAAACAGUUUUGUCAAGUACUAAUUCUAACGAAACUAUAAGAUCAGAUAGUAGAACAGUCACGCUUGCGCGGUAUCAGUUAACUGGUGUCGCCAUCUCGGGAUCGGCGUGGCAAAGUCACAGGGUGUUUUUCAAGUUCGGUGAUAAGGGAAUCGAAUACGUUCAGCUGGGAUCAACAGGACAGGCCCUGCUGGGCCUCGACAAUCAGGAGAAACCUUCGCGGCGCCGUAAAAAUCCAAGCCAGAGGGAUUGUUUUCGGGUGUGUGCACACUACACGCGCAGCCGCCAGGCGGACGUUCACGAGGAAAACCAGGGGAAUUUAUUAACUUGUAAGGAGACACUGAAUCAUCGAAACUGGGUGACCUGAUCUUCAGAUUUUAGUUAUUCUUGUUGGUUUGAAUGGUG